Messenger RNA from Toxotes jaculatrix (banded archerfish), 4673 nucleotides. RefSeq names its product DAB2 interacting protein b (gene dab2ipb). NCBI's taxonomy places the organism in Eukaryota, Metazoa, Chordata, Actinopteri, Toxotidae. Gene Ontology annotation, biological process: regulation of GTPase activity. The record is from RefSeq and is a predicted model, not a curated record. The coding region runs from base 240 to 3809 and encodes 1189 amino acids. The transcript is spliced from 16 exons.
UGAAUCUUUUGUUUCUCCAGUGGGAAAUAGUUUCAAAAUGAAGUGGUUGUGAUCCUGACACAAUCCACGUGGACUCAAGUAGAUGUAAGUGUCUGCUGGAGGGCUCUCAAGUGAAGUCUGUGGUAAACAGAGUUGCACUCCAUGAGAACUUUGCAGAGAGUUUUUUCUUCAAGAGGACUCGUUUUCAGUGCUGCUGAAUUAUCUUGUUGUUGGUGGUCUUCGGAGGGGGAACUGGCACCAUGGCUGGAGUCAUUAGGAAGGGAUCUGGGAGACCCUCAUACUACUACAGAUUCCUGGGCAAGUCCCGACUGCAGCGUCAGCGAAGCCGGUCCCGCAGCCGCACCAGGCCAUCUGCCAGCAGGGAGUCUCCUCCAGAGAGGACGGGACGCCGACGCAGCAUGCCAGGCAGCUCCUCAGACAAGGCCACGCCCACCAUGGAGGCUACGUCCACUGCUGCCACACCUUUCAGAGUCACCGUGAGUACUGGCUUUCUAAGUCGACGGCUGAAGGGCUCGAUAAAACGCACCAAGAGUCAACCCAAACUUGACCGCAAUUCCAGCUUCAGACACAUCCUUCCUGGCUUCAGGAGCGUUGACAAUGACAGAUCACAUCUGAUGCCAAGGCUGAAGGAGUCUCGAUCCCAUGAGUCAUUGCUCAGCCCCAGUAGUGCUGUGGAAGCCCUGGACCUAAGUAUGGAGGACGAGGUUAUCAUCAAGCCUGUUCACAGCAGCAUCCUCGGGCAGGACUACUGCUUUGAGGUCACCACCUCCACAGGAAGCAAAUGCUUUUCCUGCCGUUCAUCAGCCGAGAGAGACAAAUGGAUGGAGAAUCUGCGGAGAGCGGUACAGCCCAACAAGGACAACAGCCGGCGGGUGGAGAACAUGCUGAGGCUGUGGAUCAUCGAGGCCAAGGACCUGCCGGCAAAAAAGAAAUACUUCUGUGAGCUUUGUCUGGAUGACUCACUCUACGCUCGCACCACCUGUAAGCUUAAGACGGACAAUGUCUUCUGGGGAGAGCACUUUGAGUUCAAUAACCUGCCCGCUAUCAAGAGCAUCACAGCCCACCUCUACAAAGACACGGACAAGAAGAAAAAGAAAGAUAAAAACAAUUACAUUGGACUCGUCAAUAUCCCUGUCGCAGCCGUUACUGGACGACAGUUCAUGGAGAAGUGGUAUCCAGUCAGCACACCCAACCCCCCCAAGGGCAAGGCAUCUGGGCCUAUGAUUAGGAUCAAGGCACGCUAUCAGAGUAUGAACAUCCUUCCCAUGGAGAUGUACAAGGAGUUUGCAGAGUACACCACUAAUAACUACAUGCUGCUAUGCUCGGUGCUUGAGCCCGGGAUUAGCGUCAAGAACAAGGAGGAGAUGGCGUGUGCACUGGUCCACAUUCUACAGAGCACUGGCAAGGCCAAGGACUUCCUCACAGACUUGAUGAUGUCUGAGGUGGACCGUUGUGGGGAGAAUGAGCACCUCAUCUUCAGAGAGAACACACUGGCCACAAAGGCCAUAGAGGAAUACCUCAAACUGGUGGGACAGAAGUACCUGCAGGAUGCCCUCGGUGAGUUCAUCAAGGCUCUGUACGAGUCAGAUGAGAACUGUGAGGUGGAUCCGUCCAAAUGUUCGUCAGGCGACCUGCCAGAACACCAGAGUAAUCUGAAGAUGUGCUGUGAGCUGGCCUUCUGCAAAAUCAUCAACUCGUACUGUGUCUUUCCACGAGAACUGAAAGAGGUCUUUGCGUCAUGGCGACAGGAAUGCAGCAACCGGGGCAGACCGGACAUCAGCGAGCGUUUGAUCAGCGCGUCUUUGUUCCUGCGGUUCCUCUGCCCUGCCAUCAUGUCCCCGUCCCUUUUCAAUUUGAUGCAGGAGUAUCCCGAUGACCGCACAGCACGUACGCUCACGCUCAUCGCUAAAGUCACGCAGAACCUGGCCAACUUCACCAAAUUUGGUAACAAGGAGGAGUACAUGUCCUUCAUGAACCAGUUCCUGGAGCAUGAGUGGACCAACAUGCAGCGCUUCUUGCUCGAAAUCUCUAAUCCAGAGACAAUCUCCAACACGGCAGGCUUUGAGGGGUAUAUCGACCUCGGCAGGGAACUCUCCACACUGCACUCCCUCCUCUCUGAGGUGGUGUCUCAGAUGGAGCAGAGUGCAGCCUCUAAGCUGGGUCCUCUGCCCAGGAUCCUACGGGAGGUGAACACAGCUCUGUCUAAUCCAUCAAGUAUCCAGAUGACACCCGGACAGUCCUCAGAGCAUAUGGGCUCGCCCCCGGCCGAGGUAGGCUGCAGCAUCUCCACUGGCCUGCAGAAGAUGGUCAUAGACAAUGACCUUUCAGGACUGGUUGACUUCACCAGGUUACCCUCCCCCACCCCAGAAAACAAGGACCUGUUCUUUGUGACAAGGAGCUCAGGGAUCCAGCCUUCCCCAGCACGCAGCUCAAGCUACUCUGAGACCAAUGAGCCUGACCUGGGCAUGGCCAAUGGCAGCAAGAGUCUGUCCAUGGUGGACCUCCAGGACCCACGCAGUCUGGAAGGUGGCCCAGGUCCCAGUACCUCAGACGCCUUGGGUGAAGGCCCAGCCUCUGGUGGUGGCUGGUCAGCCAGAGUCCCACAAGGCAACAUCCUUGGAGGUCCCACCUUGAGGAGGCCAGGCCAGACACCCACCACCCCAUGUGCAGAAAGUACCCCAGGUCGACCUGCCCAACUACUAGCCCCCCUCUCCUUCCAGAAUCCAGUCUACCAGAUGGCGGCCUGCCUGCCUGUGUCUCCGCGCGGAAUGACUGACUCAGGCUCAGAGUGCCACAGUUCUGUCAGUUCCCAUAGCAACAACGAAGACGGACCAGCAGGAGGGAAACACACCUUCUUGAACCAAGGUGGUGGAGGCGGUGGUGGGGGGAGCAGCGGUGACGAGUACACCAGACGUUCAGGGGAGUUCAACCGCCGACAGCUGUCCCUCACAGAAACACCGCACCAGCCCACCGUCCCCAGACAGAACAGUGCCGGCCCACAGCGGAGGAUAGACCAACCUCCGCCUCAGAGCAUUACUCGGGGUCGCACUCCCCCAAAUCUGCUCAACAGUGGACCCUACCCCCGGCCCUCCUCCGGCAGCAUGAUGACGUCCUCCCCUGAUUGGCCCGGCAGCGGGGCUCGAUUACGACAGCAGUCCUCUUCCUCCAAAGGUGACAGUCCUGAGACCAAGCAGAGGGCUCAGCACAAACAGGCCCCCUCCCCAGUGAACCCCAGUGCGCUGGACCGCACAGCCGCCUGGCUAUUGAAUAUGAAUGUGCAGUAUUUAGACCAUGAGGGGAUGGAGCCCGAGUCACUGAGAAACAGAGAGGAUCUGACUCAGGUGGAGAAGUACCAGCAGGAGAUUGCAGUGCUGCAGGAGAAGCUGCGGGCGUCAGUGCAGAAGCUGGAGGAGUACGAGGCCCGUCUGAAGGGUCAGGACGAGCAAGCCCAGAAGGUGCUGAUGGAGUACCAAGCCAGACUGGAGGAGUCGGAGGAGCGUCUGCGCAGACAGCAGGAUGACAAGGACCUCCAGAUGAAGGGCAUCAUCAGCAGGUUAAUGUCCGUGGAAGAGGAGCUAAAGAAGGAUCAUUCAGACAUGCAGGCAGUCGUAGACUCUAAGCAGAAGAUCAUCGACGCACAGGAGAAGCGCAUAGCAUCGCUGGAUGCAGCCAAUGCCCGUCUCAUGAGCGCUCUGACCCAGCUGAAGGAGCGCUACAGCAUGCAGACCCGCAACGGCAUCUCCCCCACCAACCCCACCAAACUGCAGAUUACUGAGAACGGAGAGUUUAGGAACAGCAGCAAUUGCUAGACAGACUGGUAUCUGCCCCGAGUGAGUGUCGAGUGCCUGCGAGUGUACAGUUAUUCAGUGAGAGGUCAUCUACGUGCAUGCAUGGAUGCAUGCCUGUUUGAAAGACUGCGAGCGUGUGCGUGUUUUUAAAAGCAGACAGUACUUUUAGAGGACAUUUCCACUUUUUGGACACAGUGUGGGAGUAAGGACAUCGCUCUGGGGGGCCAGCCAACCAGAAGAGGCGGGACUGCGGUGUGAUGGACAGCUGACUGAGAAAACAAGAUCACCAGACGGCCUUCUUUGUGAGGGUGACGGCCAGAUGAGGCGGGGCGGAGCUUGUACAUAAGAAACUCAAAGCUGUCCAUCAGUCAAACACUUCGCCUGUGGAUGUGUGGAGUCGCUAGUACAUUUCAAACCCAGCCUUUGCCUGGGAUGAACCACUAUACUGUAUAGCCACACACAGUGACGACCGCUAGACACGGUCGCCCUAGCAACCCUCCUCUCCUCCUAUCUCUUUAUUCUGCUCCCUCUUGAUGACCAAGUGGACGCACUUACAAACAAUAACACGCAUUGAGGAUUAUCACUUUAGUUUUCUCGAGAGGAUUACUUUCUAGUGUUUUAUUUUAAAGUCACUGUUUAUAAAGAACCAAAUAGGAGCUAAAAAAAAGAAAUAGAUAUUUUUAGCCUAAAACAAUCUUCUUUAUUUCCCUCCUCACUCCUUGGGUGUGUUCCUGAGCGUCCCGCUGACCCCGCGUCCCCCCCACCAUCCCUAUGUAGUGCACUUUGUGAAAAGCUAUUGGUACAUGAAACGCCUUAAGUAAGGAACACACCUCGACUUUAUCCUGCAGCUCCCCUAUUUCUGCAAAAAAAAAAAGGCACAACUUA